This is a messenger RNA of Engraulis encrasicolus (European anchovy), 913 nucleotides long. Its product is annotated as cerebellin-1-like. Gene Ontology annotation, molecular function: protein binding. NCBI's taxonomy places the organism in Eukaryota, Metazoa, Chordata, Actinopteri, Clupeiformes, Engraulidae. Bases 110 to 913 code for a protein of 267 amino acids. The record is from RefSeq and is a predicted model, not a curated record. The transcript is spliced from 4 exons.
UGUGUGAGUGAGUGUGUGUGACGUGUAUUUGGCCUGCUGGGCCUGAAUCUGGGACAUUAGUCAGCUGGAGGGUACCUAAGCGUGUGUGUGUACGUAGUGCAAGUGUCUCAUGAUGAAGACAAGAACUCCUGGAGCUGUGCCGCUGGCCCUGUACUGGUGUGUGUGUUUGUGUUUGUGUGUCAGUGGAGUUGUGGCCGAUCAUGGAGGGGAGGCAUCAACAGGACAGGAGUGUGUGCCUGAUGUCCACACCGUGCUGAGAGAGAUGAGUGCACAUAUUGCAGAGCAGAAACUGGAGCUCACACACACCAAGACACAACUGGAGAAGGAAAUAGAGGAGCUGAAGAGAGAGAAUGAAGCUUUAGCAGACAGGCUGAGUGCUGCUGAGGCUAGGCUGGCAGCCAAUGAGAAGCGAGCUGAAGAGCAGAGCGUCCAAUCAGAGCAACUUGAGGCCUCCAACACAGAACUGAACAACACCCUACUCCAGAUUACCAGCAAUACAGAAGUGAGUAAGGUGGCAUUCUCAGCCUCGUUCUCAGUGACGUCUAACAAACACAUCGGCCCCUUUGACACAACCAUCACCCUUGUCUACGACCAUGUUUUCACCAACAUAGGCAACGCCUACAACAAACACACAGGGAUCUUCACGGCCCCGGUGAGAGGAGUGUACCGUUUCGGCUAUCACAUCUUUGCGGGUGGCUCUCGUAGUGCUGGCGCCAGCCUGUGGCGUAACGGUGUACACAUGGUGUCGGCCUACAACCACAAAGCCCCCCACGACAUCAACACGUCCCAGGGGGUCACCUUGGUGCUGCAGCACGGGGACACAGUCUACCUGCGCCUGGGGGCCGGGGCGUGGGUCUCUGCCUACACCGGACACUACACCACAUUCAGUGGACAACUGCUGUUCCUUAUAUGA